CCUCAUUUAUCAGCUGUUCAUUUCAUUGCCCCUUUUAUGUAUCUCAGAAUUUUCCAAUUGCACCCCAUAUUAAUGUAUUCUACAUUCCACUUGUAGCAUUUCUUACAUCUUAGUUUUGGUAAAGUUUAUUGCUUCAUUUAAACUGGACUUCUGUUGACUCUUAGGAACUGAAUGCACAUAUAGAGAAAGGCAUGGGCCGAAAACUAGCUGAUCGUUGCUCCAGUGCAGUGAAUUCAUCCAUACAGAACGCACAAGAAGACAUAAUAGGUAAGCUUUGUAUAUAAUGCUUUGUAUGCGUGUGUCUAUACACAUGUAUAUUCACAUAGCCACUUUUUUUUAAUUUUUUUAUUACAUUGAUGUAAUUUGUUUUCUAAAUUUAUUUUGUGUGUGACUUUAUUUACUUCUUGUACAUAUUCUAUAUAUGUUCAAUGUUGCAAACAAGAUCCUUUUUAGUAUACACUCUAUUGGGACACCUGACCAUUACACCAAACGGCACUUUUAUGACAUUGCAUUCUGGAUACAUAUACAGGGAUGAAAGUUCUUAUUGUAAAGGUGGCAUCCUGUCACAGUACCAUCUUCAACUCACGGAGUUCUAAAGAAUGACUAAUUUUUUCACAAAUUUUUAUAAAUGCAGACUGCAUGGCUAGCUGCUUGAUUUUAUUCACCUGUGGCAAUACCUGUGAUUGAAACACCUGAAUUAAUUAAUUAAGAGGUGUGUCCCAAUACUUUUGUCUAAAAGUGUAUAUUGCCAAAUAACCUUGUGCAUGUUUUGUUUGACAGAAAAGCUGAAGCCUUUGCUGCCCUCCAGUGUUGAAAAAGAAAUUUACACAUCCUUACCAUGUAGAAAGUUUGAUCUCAGCUACAAUCUAAACUGUGAUAAGUUGUGCGCGGAUUUCCAAGAAGACAUUGCCUUUCGCUUUUCCUUUGGCUGGACAUCACUUGUUAAUCGAUAUCUGGGGGAAAAGAAUGCCCGCCUCUUAUUGGCAUUUGCAGAACCAACAUUACAGGUAGUCACUUUAUCCUAACUAGAUCUAUAAUCAUGCAAUGAUCUAACUUCUCCUCAUCUAAUUAUCUCUCCACCUUCGCAUUCAGUAUCAAGUAAGUAGAAAACUGCAGGAUAGUAGGGGCUAUCAUUUCUUAACUUUUCAAUAAGUUGUAAUUUCUGCACAGUCUUUGUACAACUCGACCAAUAGUGAACUUGCCAAGCAUUAACCAAGUUAUUAAUGAGGGUGUGGAAAAAAAAAACACAACUAUUUAUCUUUUUCAAGGUACCUCGGCCAGUCACUACCCCUUCUGCAAAUGGUAUGCCUGCUAUGUCACCACAGUCUGCAACCCAGGAGGAGCUCAUGUUCUCAUUAAUGUCUGGCUUGGCAUCACUAACGUCAAGGGGGUCCGUGGGAGUCAUUAUAGUAGGAGGAGUGGUAAGUACUGAAAAAAUAAAAUACUUAAAAGCUCCAGCUGACUUUUUCUGUUUGUGAUGUAAAGUUAUUUAAAAUUGAAUAACAUAUUGGAUACUUUGGCAGAAAUUUUCUUCAUAUUACAAAAAAAUACCAUCCUUUAUAAUCUCUCUUGUGGAAAUACAACCUGGUUAGCAGUUUUGAGCCUUUAGUUCUUCCCUGUCCAAGUACUUUAAAAGAGGAAGGACUUUUUGCUUGAACUUUGGAAAAGUCGUUGAAUUAAAUCCAAAUUCUUGUGAUGGCAUUCUUACUUGUUUUCUACCCAAACCAUCUUAAAUAUUAUAUAGAAUAUCUUAAGGAUACAAGUCUAAAGUGUUAAUGUAGAUUAAAGUGUGCCCACAAUUAUGUGAUACUUUGUAAUGGUAUGUAUGAAAGCCUUAGAUUAGAUGUGCCUGUGUUAAAAUCCAUUGUCUUGUCUUGUUUACAUUUUGAAAUUUCUGUUCCUUUACAACAGUGCACCCCUAAACAAUAACAUAUUGUAUUAAAGGCAGUGCAGAAUAUUGUAAUAUGCCAACAUUGUCUAUUGUAGAAGUCCCAGGAAAACCAGCUAUUUGCAUUUUUAGGCAUAUGUGUUGUUGAUGUGUUAUUAGUAAAGUCUAAUAUUUUUAAUUUCCUUGGAUAUUUUUACAGAUUUGGAGAGCUGUGGGCUGGAGGCUGAUAGCCGGUUGUUUAUUGGGUUACGGUGGAUUAUACUUGUAUGAGAGGCUAACGUGGAGCACAAGAGCAAAGGAAAGAACAUUCAAACAGCAGUUUGUAAACUAUGCUGCCAAAAAACUGCACAUGAUUGUAAGCAUCACGAGUGCAAACUGCAGUCACCAAGUUCAAAAGUAAGUGAUUUCAGCUGGGGUCUAUAUUGUUUUUUAACAUGAACCUUGGUAGAUGCUUAGACGCUUGGAUGUUGAAAUUUGUAAAUUUUCUUCACAUAUGUUUAUGUUCUGUGCAGAGAGCUGGAAAACACUUUUAUCCAUUUAUGUCAGCAAGUUGAUAUCACAGAAAGAGAACUCAUCAAGUCAAUCAAUAACCUAACUGAUGAAAUAAAACAGCUGGAAGGGAUCCAGAGCAACUCCAAGGUUUUAAGGUAUGGAAGCUGUGUAAAAUGUUAUACAAUAUUGAUGGUAACAAGAUGUUAGGUGCUGUUUUAUUCAUGUAAUUGUUUACAAACCCCAUGCUUUAGCUCAGGAUGUAUGUGUUUUGGAUGGGUUUUAUGUUAGUUUGUUUUGGGUUGGAGGAGGUGUGUGGAUUUGUGUUUUUAUAUUUUGUUUUAUUUUUAUCUAUGGUUAUUUAAGGGUAGAGAUAGUGGGUAUUUCUCUUAAGCCUUUGUGCAGUGGUAUGUACCCACACACUUACAACUUUUUAUUUCUGAAUUCUGAACUAAAGAGGGUUGAGAGAUUUUUGUGCUAUCUUUCCGUUAGUCCCAUGGACUCUUCCUUUAAAAAAUAAAAUAAAAAAAUGAAUCAAAAAUAUUACACAAAGGGAAUCUGUUAGGAAAGUGUUGUGACAAACCUCCUUCAGGUCUCAAUGGAAAUCCUUAAAGUAACUUUGCUUGUAUGCUAGUAAAUCUUAUAGAUUGUUUUUUUUUUUUGUUUUUUUUUUUAUAAUUGUUUUAAUAUUUUUAUUCUGCAGAAAUAAAGCAACACACCUCGAAGCUGAACUAGACCAGUUCAUCAAGACAUUCCUUCACCAGAGCAAGUAAAGUCACAGUAUGCAGUGGCUGAUGCCCAGCCAAGUUGGGAACAUGACUUGAAGAGCUAAGGGGAUACUGAACGUAUGCAAACUCGUUAUCCUUGUUAAUAUCUUCCUUUUGUUAGUCUGCUCCAAACACAGGGAACUAUACACAGUGGAAUAAUCUAGGCUUUUGGAACUGCAAGACAUGCAGUUUGAGAAAAUGGUACAAUAUGAAAAGUACUGGAAUAUCGAAUGGACUGAACUUUAAGACUGUGUAUGAAGUGCACAUAAAGGUACAACAUAUAACAGUUACUAGUUUUGGCAGCCAUUGAUCUUCGUAUCAAAGAUCCAGUAUGGUUAUUGAUAUCAACUGAAUUUUUUUUUCGACCUAGAUUAAUAUGAAUGUAGCUGACCUAUAAAAGUUCUUAAAGUCCAGUCAUUCACGCAAGUUGAUACCAUUAUAUAAAUAGUUUUACUUUAUUUUCAAAGGAGACUUUUAUUAAUGUUUCUCUUUUUUUUUUUUUCUUUUUUUUUUUUACACAGUUGCUCUUUUAUUUGAAUAUCGUUUCCACAUACACCAUUGUACUAAAAUGUGAUCCAAAGUUCAGAAAUAGUAUUAUUUACAAAAUAAUGUAUUUAUUUCAAUGCACACAAUAUUAUCAAUUGCCUAAUGCAGGACUUAGUGUUAAGCUGA
This is a messenger RNA of Pelobates cultripes (western spadefoot toad), 3816 nucleotides long. The record is from the annotation of a GenBank genome assembly. NCBI's taxonomy places the organism in Eukaryota, Metazoa, Chordata, Amphibia, Anura, Pelobatidae.